Molecule: messenger RNA, 2211 nt
Organism: Sphaeramia orbicularis (orbiculate cardinalfish)
Lineage: Eukaryota; Metazoa; Chordata; Actinopteri; Kurtiformes; Apogonidae
Gene: chrdl2
Product: chordin-like 2
Exons: 11
Coding region: 79-1413 (444 amino acids)
Biological process (GO): cell differentiation; negative regulation of BMP signaling pathway
Molecular function (GO): BMP binding
Source: RefSeq, a predicted model, not a curated record
CACGCUGUCCUGCAGUUUCUGUCCUGCAGAAACACAUAUUUAUUGCGCCUAGAAGACACAGUCACGCACAUGUAAAAAAUGAAGUCCAUGUUUGUGUUGUUUUUCAUCAUUUGGUUUGCAGAUGCUGAGUUAAAACCCCGGAAAGGUUCCGGGGUUGUCUGUACUUUUAAAGACCAGAUCUACAGCCCAGGAGACAGCUGGCAUCCCUAUCUGGAGCCUUUUGGGGUUAUGUUCUGCAUGCGUUGUGUCUGCACAGAGACAGGCCAUGUGAAAUGUAACGCCAUCAGGUGUCCUGCUCUGCAGUGUGAAAACAGAGUGCAUGAGCCUCAGCAGUGUUGCCCCAGAUGCACAGAUGAGCCCAGGAUCCCUGCAGGGCUCCGGGCUUCAGCAAAGUCCUGCCGGUACAACGGAACUGUUUACCAGCCCGGGGAGACCUUUACUAAACAUGACCUCUUCCCAUCCAGGCAAAGCAACCAGUGUGUCAUGUGCACUUGCUCUAAUGGAAACAUCUUCUGUGCUCUGAAAACUUGCCACCAAAUCACCUGCUCCUCACCGGUCUCAGUCCCAGAUACCUGCUGUUUGGUGUGUAAAGAUCAUAGUACCAGUGGUUCUUCGUCGGCUGAAGAUGGAAACCAGCAACUGAACCGAGGCGUUAGGCAUUCAGUGGACCAGUGUUCUGGAGAGCAGAUAAGGGCGCGGCCGGACCGUGCCACUCCACCCAGGGUCAGGACUUCUCCCAGAGGCCUGAGCCUCAGUAAACUUAACCUCAAAGGAGCUUCAGAGACCACUGUGAAGAUUUUGUUGCAGCGGAAACACCAAAGAGCGUGUUUGUACAAUGGAAAGACGUACUCCCAUGGAGACAUGUGGCACCCAGUUUUGGGGAGGGUCCUGGAAUGCAUUCUGUGCAAUUGUACUGAUGGCCUGCAGGAUUGCAAUCGCAUCACAUGUCCCACCGAGUACCCAUGCAAACAUCCUACAAAGUCAGCAGGAAAGUGCUGCAAGACUUGUCCAGAGAGUAAAGCUGAAAACAACCAGACCCAGUGUUUUUUGGGAUAUAAAAAUAACCUUCUGGUGUAUAAAGUAGAGUCGACGCUGAAAGUUGACUCACCAGAAACAGUCAGGAUCAUUGCAACAGAAAGACAAAGUACAGCGGAGGUUGAAGUGCAAGUAUGGAAGAUUGUAGAAGAUGUUUUACAAUUAAUGGAAAUUGGUGACGUCCAGAGGAAAGAUAUUUUGGAUCAUCCGGAAAAUUAUGCAUUACUCACAACGCUUGAUGAAGAGACAUGGAGAAGAUUUAAGGAGGAGGGAGAAAACCUGAGUAAAGCACCCCAGACAAUAAUUUGUGAAGAUGGCAUUCGAGACAUUGUGAAUUUCUUAAAUCCCAAGCAAAUUGAGGGCUUGUGUUCACCGUGACUUUUUCCACCACUGUGUUUAUUUCCAUAUUCCCAGUAAGUACAUUGUCCUCAAACAUAAUACUACAUUCAUACAUGUGGCACUUGGAUGUUUAGCAUCAUUCCUGUAACACGAGUGACUUAUCUCAUUUAUAAUAUUGCUGUACUUUAUUUCACUGGGUGGAUUUAUGUCAGGAACAAACUGCAGCAAAAUGUAAACGUGGACUGAGGAGGUCAGAGCUCACAGCUGGAAACGGCCUCAGUUUCCAGUUGGGAGCUGAGACUGUUGACUCAUUGAUAUUGGUAUGCGCAUUUUGGGAUCAAUACUUCUCCAACAGACUGUGUGAAAAUACUUUGUUUGAAGGACGAGGGGGCAGCGUUCGAUUCUGAAUGUGAAGGUUUUGGGUUUUUUUUUAAAGGAUUUUAUAUGAUCAACAACAUAUUUAUUGUAAAUACAUAUUGUCACCUAAUUUAAAGCCUUUUGUGAUUUCUGUGUAUAUACUUUUGACUUUAACUUUUCCUUUGCAAAAGUAUUAGGUGGCGUUGUAUUAGGGUUUGUUAGGAAAACACACUGGCAAUGUGUGUGUUGUUUGAUGAGAAAAAUGCCUCUCCAGUUCUGUCUUUCUGAUGUCAAAAUCUAGACCUACUGUAGCUAUUUUUAUACAGCCACAGGGUUUGGUUUGUUAUUUUAUCCUAAUGACAUUAUAAAUUCACAUACCAGAAAUAUCUGUAUUUUGAAGUGGUCAUAUUCGAUGUAGCUGAAUGCACUGUGUACUUCUGCUCACAAAUGUAAACCAUAAAGUUUUAUAUUUGUUUUACA